Messenger RNA from Galeopterus variegatus (Sunda flying lemur), 973 nucleotides. RefSeq names its product integrin alpha-11-like. NCBI's taxonomy places the organism in Eukaryota, Metazoa, Chordata, Mammalia, Dermoptera, Cynocephalidae. The annotation marks the transcript as partial. The transcript is spliced from 8 exons. The record is from RefSeq and is a predicted model, not a curated record.
GCUGGUCGUGGGCGCCCCAUUGGAAAGCAAUGGCCACCAAAAGACGGGAGACGUGUACAAGUGUCCGGUGAUCCACGGGAACUGCACCAAGCUCAACCUGGGUAGGGUCACCCUAUCCAAUGUAUCUGAGCGGAAGGACAACAUGCGCCUUGGCCUGAGCCUUGCCACCAACCCCAAGGACAACAGCUUCCUGGCUUGCAGCCCGCUCUGGUCUCACGAGUGUGGGAGCUCCUACUACACCACAGGGAUGUGUUCGAGAGUCAACUCCAACUUCAGGUUCUCCAAGACCGUGGCCCCAGCUCUGCAAAGGUGCCAGACCUACAUGGAUAUUGUCAUUGUUCUGGACGGCUCCAACAGCAUCUACCCCUGGGUGGAGGUUCAGCACUUCCUCAUCAACAUCCUGAAGAAGUUUUACAUUGGCCCAGGACAGAUCCAGGUUGGAGUUGUUCAGUAUGGAGAAGAUGUGGUACAUGAGUUUCACCUCAAUGACUACAGGUCUGUAAAAGAUGUGGUGGAAGCUGCCAGCCACAUUGAGCAGAGAGGAGGAACAGAGACCCGGACAGCAUUUGGCAUCGAAUUUGCUCGCUCAGAGGCUUUCCAGAAGGGCGGAAGGAAAGGGGCCAAGAAGGUGAUGAUUGUCAUCACAGAUGGGGAGUCCCACGACAGCCCAGACCUGGAGAAGGUGAUCCAGCAAAGCGAAAGGGACAACGUAACCAGAUACGCCGUGGCUGUCCUGGGCUACUACAACCGCAGGGGGAUCAAUCCAGAAACUUUUCUAAAUGAAAUCAAAUACAUCGCCAGCGACCCUGAUGACAAGCAUUUCUUCAAUGUCACUGAUGAGGCAGCCCUGAAGGACAUCGUUGAUGCCCUGGGGGACAGGAUCUUCAGCCUGGAAGGCACCAACAAGAACGAAACCUCCUUCGGGCUGGAGAUGUCGCAGACAGGCUUUUCCUCGCACGUGGUGGAGGUACGG